Messenger RNA from Haliotis rufescens (red abalone), 5981 nucleotides. Its product is annotated as delphilin-like. Gene Ontology annotation, molecular function: protein binding. The transcript is spliced from 29 exons. Bases 265 to 4044 code for a protein of 1259 amino acids. NCBI's taxonomy places the organism in Eukaryota, Metazoa, Mollusca, Gastropoda, Lepetellida, Haliotidae. The record is from RefSeq and is a predicted model, not a curated record.
UCGAACGCAACUUGUUGCUGUUGAUCGAUAUGGGAUUUAUUCACCAUGCAGCGGUGAGGCAUCAUCGUUUGAUCGGACGUGCUGGACAGGUAAAUGUGUGUCACUGUGGUUGACUGCGAGGAAACAGCUUCAAAGAUUUGUGCCGACCACAAAAUGGACUAUACCUAAAGAACGAAUGGAAUAAGAAAUACUGCUGCCGUUGAAGUACACCCAAUCUCAGUACCAUCUCAAAUACUGUAAUUUGUGACUCGUUUAACUAACAACAUGCCUCUAAGGGUGCCAGUGAAGUGGCCCCUGUCAUAUGGCUUUCAGAUAUAUGGGCGUGGUCCAUGCUAUGUUAUCUAUGUGGAGAAAGGCAGUGUUGCUCAUCGGUCAGGGCUUAUGCCCGGAGACCAGAUUCUACAGUUGGAAGGACGAGAUGUGACGUCUCUGUCUGCAGAAUCAUUGCGAGUACUCGCCAAACAAAGCCGUGCCCAGCCCCCGGGGGUGGAGGUUGUGUCGUGUUUGUGUCAAGUGGAUAUUCCUGCCCGCAAUGCAACAGGGUACGGAUUUACUCUUGUGGAAGGCCGGCCGCUGGUUGUGGGAGCCGUGGACUUCGGAAGCCCAGCUUACAGAGCUGGACUGAGGAUAGGUGAUGUAAUUCUGGAGGUGAACAACCAGCCAGCCCUGAGUCUGGAUGAUGUGGGGAGACUGUCCAAGGCGGGGCGCAUGAGUCUCCUGACCAUCCCGGUGGGAAGGACCGCCAACAUGCUGCAAGUGGAGAAGAACCUGAACAAGUCCACACCAGCCAAACACAGGGUCCAGAGAGCCAGGGAUCUCCAUGACAAGAUGAACCUCAUCCUUGGUGAUGACUAUGAGAAGAAGAUGGCCGUUGUGGGAAUACUGAAGCAGUAUGCCGAGGAUCGGGAUGUGGAUGUGUUUUGUGAGGCACUGGGUGUCAUUCUUAAAACUCCACAUCAACGACGGGUUCUCAGACAAAUCAGACCUUUUGUGCCCCCAUAUCACCGCCCCCGAUUUGAAGAACUGAUGAAGAUGAAGAACCCAUCUCACAUGCCCAGUGAUCAGUCCAGCAAUGUGUCCGGAGGCCUGUCCCACAAGAUUGGAUACAGAAGAGUGAUCCAGGUCAUACGAGAUGAUGGCAGUUUUGGCUUCAUCAUCAAGGGAAGUAACCCUGCCUACAUUGAGAACCUGGAUGAAGGUGGUCCAGCCGACAAAGCAGGUCUUCAGCCACGAGACUUCAUCAUGAGGCUCAAUGGCAUCGAUGUCAGGCGUGCUGACCACAAUCGCCUUGUGCAGCUGUUGAAGGACAGUGGGACGGCGCCAACCUUGGAGGUGCUGCGCUGUGUCGGGGGACUCAACUCACCAACCAUCAGUCUGAGUUCACUAUCCACGGAUUCAUCUGAAUCAAGCCACGCCUCCACAGAGUGGCUGAGCAAUCAGAAGUUUGUCGAUAAAGAGGGUCGCACAUUCAAGCACAGGGUUGAUUUUCUGUUGACAUCGAAGGAGAGAUCUCACCUGAAGAGAUCAAUGCAGACCUAUGAAGUGACGCGAGAUGUGGUGGAGCUUGAAACAAGUCUGUCUGAAAUCCUGGACACACCAUCAAAGAGGACAUUGUGGAUGUUUGUGAUCGCCCGUCUGCCUCCGCAGCAUCAGGAGUUCUGUAUUCACCGAAUUAGUCUGCCCCAACAUGUACUGCUGGAGGUUUUGCGAACACAGCAGAAAAUAAAUGGCCAUGGGCAAAUGACAGCAAAUGGUCUCCAGCAGGCGGGGUGGGAGACCCACAUCGGGACGUCUGCCCGUCUGCCCGCCUCCUUCCAGCAGCAGAUCGAGUUCCUGCUCACAUCACAGGAGCGAAUACAGAUCAAGCGCUCCCUCCAUAUGUACGAAGAGAACAGAGAUGUGAAGGCCCUGCUGAAUGAGCUGGAAGAGAUGCUGGACACACCAUCCAAGAAGACAUUGUGGAAGUUUAUCCUGCCGCUGCUGACGUCGUCGCACCAAGAUAUUGUCAAGCGGAGACUUAAUUUCCGACAACAGUACAUAAGGUCUGGGAAAGUCCACCACCAUCAGGAGGAAUUGUCAUCGUCUGAUGAUGAAGAAAAGACCAGCUCAGCUUCUUCUGAAUCUAUUGAGUGGCGUCCAAAAUCCAAAGAUCACAAGGAGAACUCUGAGCGUGCGCUGCUGUGGGAGUUGGAGGAGACGAGGAGGGCAGUGCAAGAGGUCAGGGAGGCACUUAUGAGCAGGACGGUCCUUAUUGCAGGUGAUCCCAAUGGUGGCCCCCUGUUGGCUAAUGGUGAUUAUUCAGACUCAAAGCGGUUUGUAACGGUGAUCCCGAUUGGGUACCAGGGACAAGAACCUGUGAGGCACAGUUCUCAUGGCAACAUCCCAAAUGGAAUGCCCACACAAGUAAAGAUCCAUAAUAAUCUGAGUCAUACCACGUCGACGGAAUCGUCGCAGAGCUCUGUCGGCAACCAUGUGAUGUAUAGUACAGAUGAAACAGACUAUCACACAGACAAGGAUUUAUCCAACUACUCUGGCGACACGUUCAACCAGAAGGCCAUGGUGGCCCUGAAGGAACUAGAUGCUGUGAUGGCUGCUGAGGCAGAGGAACUUGACCGACCUGUGGUCAACAAGAGUCAUCAGACUAAUGGCGUUUUGGGCCCUAGGUCCCCAGCCAAGAACAUUACCAUAGUGACCAAGAGUGACCAAGUUGCAGUCAAUGGGGUUGUGUCGAGGUCAGGGAGUAGCGUAACUGCCCAGAGCAUCCAAGUCUCCAGAUCCAAUAGUAAUGCCACUGCUCGGAAUGGCAUGUUUGCUGCACCAGCACAAGCGCCACCACCUCCACCACCUCCGCCACCACCACCGCCACCACCGCCACCACCGCCACCACCUCCACCUCCAGGUCCCAGCAGCAAGAUCGAGCCUGGCGGGAUGAACGUGAAGAGGAUCAACUGGGAGAAACUGGACAACAACAUCGUGGAGAACACGAUAUGGAGAAAUGUCAAUAAAGACAACGCUUCCUUGGAAAAGAUGGUGAAGCAUAUGGAGCUGGAAAACCAGUUUAGUACCAAGAUGCAGAAAACACAUUUUCAUGAGAAGCGUCAGGAGCUCUGCAUUCUAAAUCCAAAGAAAGCAUACAAUGUGUCUAUUCUGAUGGGCCACCUGAAGAUGACCGGAGCCCAGAUGAAGGAGGCUCUGUACAGGAUGGAUGAGCACAUCUUGACUCCAGAACUCAUUAAACAACUCCUGGCUUACUCUCCCAGUGGAACGGAGAUGGCCAGCUAUGGUGAUUUCAAGGGAGACAUUGAAGAUCUUAGCAAACCUGACCAGUUCACAUAUGAGAUGAGCCGUAUUCCAGGCUACCAUCAACGACUCCAGGCCAUGCUAUUCAAGACAAACUUUGAGGAGAAAAUAACCGAAAUGAAGGAGAAUCUGCAUUACAUCAAGACAGCAUCAUUAGAAAUGAAAGAAAGCAAGAAGUUGGCCAAGAUUUUGGAGCUGAUCCUGGCGAUGGGGAACUACAUGAACAAGGGCAACCAGAGGGUGGGAGAGGCUGCGGGCUUCCGAGUCACCUUCCUCACACAGCUUGACGUUACGAAGACCAGCGACAACAAGUUGACCUUCCUCCAUGUCCUGGUGGACACCAUCAAGACCAAGUUCCCCGAGCUCAUCACACUCAGCGAGGAAAUAAAGGCAGUUUCUAAAGCUAGUAAAGUGUCCAACGUUCUGCUUCACCAGGAGUUACAGGAUCUCAGAAAGGCAGUACAGGAAAUCUCCAGCACCCUGGAGAAGAUGAAAGGCCACUCAGCACCGGCCGGAUUCACGGACAGAUUCAACGAAGUCAUUGGUAAAUUCAUCGGACGUGCCACCAGUGAGGUGCAGUCCAUGUCCCGACUUCAGACAACCGCCAUGGAGGCGUUCCAUGAGAUGGUGCAGUACUUCGGGGAGGACCCCAACAAGAUGGACACAAGCGACAUGUUCGGAAUCUUCAACCAGUUCGUUGUUAAGUUUGAGAAAGCACAUCGAGAAAAUUUGAAUCGUCACUGACACUUGCAGCCCCUCACUAAUGCCACAACCCUGCACGUUUGAUAUGGCCACACAUUUGAGUUGAUCUGUUGAGUUCAGGCAGCAUAGGAACUGUACUAAGUGUACAGGAAUACGCUGGCACUACUUCCACAACACAGGAACGAUGACACCAUUGGUCAUAUCCAACACAGCUGGUCCACAGCUAAUUUCGGACUAGUGGUUAUGUAAAAUAAGUGGAUUUUGGGAGUAAACAAACUGGUCCUAGAUUUUCACUUGUGUCGGACAAACAGACCAGUGGGCGUGUCUAUCCUUGGAACUCUGUACUCAGUGAUGAGUGCCCUGGCACUUCACUUCCACCAACAGAGGAACUCUGUAGUCUGUGUAGCGUUAUCAGGCGGAGCGCCUCUGUACUCCAUUUGCUGAGGUGCUCUGGCACUACUCUUGCAGCAUUGUCAGCCUUGCCACGUGCUCUACUUAUGAUCACCACACUAUGCAGGCACUCAUUACUUCAUAUGACACAGUUACUGUGUUUAUACGUUUCAUUUACUGAUUUAUGUACAAACAUCUGCUUGAGUAUAUGCUAUUAUUGCAUGACAUGACAUUAUACAUUGUACAACGUCUUUGAAUGACAUUGAGAAGUUGUGAUGUACAAGGAAAAGUUUUAUGCAUGAACAACUUCUUUAUUACAAAUGAGCUAAUUUUCAGGGUAUAUUCUAUUCAGGGUGAUGACUUGCUUGAUAAAUGUUUUAGAAUCUACUCUGAAAACAUCUUAGUUGUAACAGAAACUUGUUUAUCCAUACUUACCCUUGUCCAACAUAUGGUAUAUAUUGAACAUGCAUAACUGCUUCGAGGAAUAACAUACAGUGUUAACAUUAUUAUAGGUCCUGUUUUUAAAAUUAGGACACCCUAAAACAUGUAUAUUCAACAUUAGGGUUACGGCCCCUUGACAUUCAUUCUUAGAUAAUAAUCAUACUGUGAUGUUAGUUAUAUAUAGCUAUUGAAGUGUAACCACAAUAGCUUGUGUCACAAUAACUCCAUAUGUACAUACCAUGUAUCUGAACAGGCUGUAGAGUUGGGUUACUACCAGUGUAUUCCAGUUAGCUUGUAGUAAGAGCAUUGAUCACAUUCCACAUUCCAGCAUUUGAUUGCAGCCAUAUUUGAACAAAUUUAUAUUCCAUGACACCUUGAUGACUGGUGUCUCUUUUAAACAGAAUUAGCCUCCAUCCUAUGAUGGUCGUGCUGCUGAUGGUGCUGUACAAGCUCACACACUUAUGCAAGGCACAUUGUCCUCAUCAGCAAGUAUAUUGGUAUUGUCACUUCAUAGCUAAUGCUUCUAUUAGCUGUUACAUAUUCAAUGGAUGACCAAUACAAGGCACCAAGACACUGCGCCACCUUGGGAGUCUUAAUCUAGCCCAUUUACUUUAAAUGCAGGAAAUCUAGUCAGCUUAGUCAUGUAGAGAUAUACAGAUUUUGUUCUUGCAAAGGCUUUGUAGUCCUGUAACUGUGCAGCUUGUCCAAUAGUACACAUGGAUGUCCCACAUGUAGAUAUAACUGUCUCUAUGCGUGUGUAUUUUUUGUGUGGAAGUCACAGGAUGAAAUGGUGUCCCCCGCCGUGAUAUUGCUGGAAUAUUGCUAAAAGCGGCGUAAAACCAUACUCACUCACUCACUCACUCACUCACAGGAUGUAAAUGUUGUCGAUGGGGAAUAUCCAGAGACAGGUGGAUAAUAGGGCUUUAGGAGUUAUUAUGCUAACUUAAUGGAUCUGUAUUGGUGCCAUAAUCGCAGUAUAAUUGAUUCCUGAAAUACUGGUGUGAAACGUGAUUCUCUUGUUGACACAAGACUGAUCUCACUCAGAUCAUUCAGCUUGGACUAUGGUUAUGCGAAGGGGACUAUGUUUUUUCAUGACUUUAAUGAACAUGUUUGAACAUGGCUUGACAAAAUGUCCGUACAGGGGUUUG